AUGUCUUCCACCGACGCUGCUACCAGCGCUGUCCCUGUCAAUACUGACCCCGCUCCUCAGACACAGGUGACACUGGGUGGUAAAGUCCUGGCAAUCACCGGUGCCAACCGCGGUAUUGGCCUGGGUAUCGCCGAAUGCUGCCUCGACAACGGUGCAGCCAAGGUUUACUCCAUCGACAUCGGCGAGCCCGGCGACGAGUUCGCUGCUUUGAGCAGCAAGUAUCCCGGCCGUGUUUUCGCUUUGACGGCCGAUGUCACCAAAGAAGAUAGCAUCACCACUGCUGUGGACAAGAUUGUCGCCGAGGCCGGCGCUAUUCAUGGCAUCGUCGUGAAUGCCGGAAGGACCAACCACAAGUCUGCGCUCGACUUCACUGAAGAGGAGAUUCAUGCUCUAUUCAAUGUCAACCUAUUCGGUGCUUUUUUCACAGCCAGAGCCGCUGCGCGAGCCUUUAUCAAGCUCGGGAUCAAAGGAUCCGUCGUGUUCACUGCCUCGAUGGCUUCAUACCGUCCCAACAAGCGUGUCCCCUCUACCCCUUACGGUGCCUCCAAGGCUGGCGUACGCAACAUGACCCAUACCCUGGCCAUGGAAUGGGCCAAAUACGGCAUCCGAGUGAACAGUGUAUCGCCUGGUCUGGUCAAGACAGCCAUGACCUACUGGGUCCCACAACAGCCCGACUGGGAGCAACAAUUGAAGUACUACGGAGGUAUUCCCCGCCUGGCCGAGGUGCAGGAACUGGGUGGUGCAUACGUGUACUUGCUUAGUGAUGCUGCGAGCUACACAACGAGUAUUGACAUUCCCGUGAAUGGAGUCAUUGGA
Talaromyces rugulosus is the source of this 816-nucleotide messenger RNA. RefSeq lists its product as uncharacterized. The record is from RefSeq and is a predicted model, not a curated record. The transcript has 4 exons. NCBI's taxonomy places the organism in Eukaryota, Fungi, Ascomycota, Eurotiomycetes, Eurotiales, Trichocomaceae. Gene Ontology annotation, cellular component: intracellular anatomical structure. Gene Ontology annotation, molecular function: oxidoreductase activity, acting on NAD(P)H, oxygen as acceptor. The annotation marks the transcript as partial.